AGAGGAGAAGAAGCUUAGUCUCCUACUUUCAUGGAAAAUUCCCAAACUUCUUCGUCUCCCAUGGAAGAUCAACCGCCAAAGAAAACACCCACCAUUGAAAAAUCUAAUUAUUUCCGCAAUCAACAUUCUCUCCUUCCCUCUCCCUCUCCAUCUCUCUCUCUCUCUGAUGUCAUUCUCCUUCACAACACGUUCUUGACUUCGUUAAUGUUCAAAGGAAGUCCAUGGGAUCAAUCGUCAAUUGGGGGAUUCUUUAUUCGAUUACCGAUUCCGAUCACCAAAAUAAGAUACAUGGAAAUCGUCUCUCGGCCCCGCCAUAAAUCCGUUGCUUUCUGUGAGGUUCUGCAUUCUCACUUUUUGACCAGAAAAACUCUCACGUUCUAUCCAUUUCCCGCUUCGUUGGCUAAGAAAACAGGAGCAUAUUAUUCUUGUAAGUUAGUGAAUAAUUUAUAUGCUUGAUGCCACUCCCAAGCAGUUUUCAACCAUGAAUCCAAUAUUAGAAGAUUAUGGAAGAGCAGCUGUAGACAAGAAUGCCAAGCAAAGAGUGAUUUUGGCUGAGUGGUUGAGGAGUUUUUUCCCUGGUCUAAAUUUGCCAAUCAAUGCUUCUGAUGAGGACCUCAAAGCAUGCUUGUUGGAUGCCAACGUCUUGUCUCAAAUACUGAACAAGCUAAAAAAAAAACCUAGUUCUGGAAAAGAGGGAGGUUAUGUGAUCCAUAAUUUGGCUUCACGGUCAGAGAAGAUCACGAAGUUCCUUGCAGCUAUAGCCAACAUGGGGAUACUGAAGAUUGAUUUUACGGACACUGAAAAUGGAUCUAUGGACUCUCUUUACAGCUGUCUAUGGGCAAUUAGAGCACAGUUCAUGAUGAACGAUGUGGGAGUUAAGCUUUUGGCCUGUAACUCACCUUCUAAGUCAGAAAAAUCUCGUUUCGACGCACUCUUACAUGACCCUGGUUCUCCAAUGUUGGGAGAAGAUAAGAGGAGAGUCUUAUUUGAGUCGAAAUUUCAACGUACUUUGAGUAGUCCUAUUAUGUCAGAACCAUUGGGUGCAUCAAAUCACCAUGUUGGCCAUAAGUUCCAUGAAGUGUUUCAGCUAAAACAAGGUCGUUAUGCCGAUCUUCCGGCUGCAAAAAUUUCAGAAAUGAUGAAAUCAAAUAGUCUAGACCAUCUCUUGUUGCAGAAUGCUCCAACUCAGUCACUUUUGAGCGUUGUGAAUGGAAUUCUCGAUGAAAGUUCGGAUAAAAAGAAUGGUGAAAUUCCUCAUCGUGUGGCGUGCCUGUUAAGAAAAGUAGUUCAAGAGAUUGAGCGGCGUAUUUCUACUCAAGCGGAACAUCUUCGGACUCAAAACAAUCUUUUCAAGGCUCGUGAAGAGAAAUACCAGUCUCGAAUAAGUGUGCUUGAGGCACUUGCAUCAAACAUCAAUGAAGAAAAUCAGAGUUAUAUUGGCCAGCUUCAACAACCAAAGCAAGCGGAGAAGACUAAAGCAGAAGAGAAGAAUAAUUUUGCUGAUGAGGAAGUGACUAGGUUGGUUAAAGAAAGAGACGAAAGCAAAGAAAAGAUCACAAUGUUGAAGCAAGAGUUAGAAAUAUCUAAGAAGAUGUAUGAAUUGCGUUGCUUGCAAGUGGAAACAGAAAGAGGUGAGGAUGCGACUAGGUUGAUUAAAGAAAGAGAUGAAUGUAAAGCAGAGAUCACAACGUUGAAGCAAGAUUUGGAAAUGGCUAAGAAGUUGUAUGAAUCCCGUUGCUUGCAAGUGGAAACAGAAAGCGGUGAGGAUCUGAGUAGGUUGAUUAAAGAAAGAGAUGAAAGCAAAGUUGAGAUCAAGAUGUUGAAAGAAGAGUUGGAAAGAGCUGAGAAGACGAAUGAAUUGCGUUGCUUGCAACUGGAGACGAAAAGAGUUGAGGAUGUCACUAGGUUGACUAAAGAGAGAGAUGAAAAUAAAGCAGAGAUGACGAAGUUGAAGCAAGAGUUGGAAACAGCUAAGAAGAUCUAUGAAUCACGUUGCUUGCAAGUGGAAAUGGAAAAAGGUGAGGAUUUAACUAGGCUGAUUGAAGAAAGAGAUGAAAUCAAACUAGAGAUGACAAUGUUGCAGCAAGAGUUGGAAAGAACUAAGGAAACCUAUGAAUUGCGUUGCUUGCAAUUGGAGAAGGAAAGUGGUGAGGGUGUGACUAGAUUGAUUAAAGAAAGAGAUGAAAUCAAACUAGAGAUGAGAAUGUUGCAGCAAGAGUUGGAAACGACUAAGAAGACCUAUGAAUUGCGUUGCUUGCAACUAGAAACAGAAGCAGAAUCUGGUCGAUUAAUGCUGGAGGAAAGGAUAAAAGAACUUAAGGAUCUCUUGGAAGAUUCAAGUAACGAAGUGCAAGAACUUACAACAUCUUUUGAAUCGAAACAAAAAAAAUGGAAUGCAAAAGUAAAAAGUUACAAGCGUAUGAUAGAAUUUCAAUGCAAUCUACUACAGGGCGUAAAAUGCUCCUCCGAGUCUGUUAAACAAGAGGUUUUGCGAGUAAAGCUGGACUAUUCAAAUGAAGUUAACCAAUUAGGGCUCAAGCUAAAAUCAAUAGCACAUGCAGCUGGGAACUAUCAUGUGCUGCUGGCUGAAAAUAGAAAGUUGUUCAAUGAGCUUCAGGAUUUAAAAGGAAACAUCAGAGUGUAUUGUCGAAUAAGGCCAUUUUUGGCAGGGCAGAAAGACAAACGGAUGACCAUAGAACAUGUUGGUGAAAAUGGAGAAGUGGUAAUAGCAAACCCCACCAAGCCUGGGAAAGAAGGUCAUAGGUUGUUCAAGUUUAACAAGGUGUACAGCCCAGUUUCAACUCAAGCGGAGGUAUUUACUGAUAUCCAACCAUUGAUACGAUCUGUACUUGACGGAUAUAAUGUAUGCAUAUUUGCCUAUGGCCAAACUGGUUCAGGAAAGACCCAUACAAUGACUGGUCCUACUGGUGCUUCUAAAGAGAAUUGGGGAGUUAAUUAUCGAGCGCUUAACGACCUUUUUGAAAUCUCUCAAAAUAGAAGUGGUGCCAUUUCCUAUGAAGUUGGGGCACAAAUGGUUGAAAUUUAUAAUGAACAAGUUCGGGAUUUACUUUCAAAUAGCGCUUCUCAGAAGAAACUGGGGAUUUUGACUCAUUCGCAACCCUUCGGACUUGCGGUACCGGAUGCUACCAUGUUUCCAGUGAACGCAACUUCAGAUGUUAUAGAAGUAAUGGACAUUGGACUGAAAAACAGAGCAGUUGGUGCAACUGCCAUGAAUGAAAGAAGUAGCCGAUCACAUAGUAUUGUGACUAUUCACGUUCGUGGGACGGAUUUGAAGGAUGGUUCCUCACUGCAUGGUAAUCUUCAUUUGGUAGAUCUUGCUGGAAGUGAGCGGGUCGAUCGCUCUGAAGUUACAGGAGAUAGACUCAAAGAAGCACAACAUAUAAACAAAUCACUGUCUGCACUUGGAGAUGUCAUUUUUGCUCUUGCACAAAAGAGCUCUCAUGUUCCAUAUAGAAAUAGCAAGCUCACUCAAGUUCUUCAAAGCUCUCUUGGUGGUCAAGCAAAGACAGUCAUGUUUGUACAGCUUAAUCCCGAUGUGAACUCAUAUUCCGAAUCUCUGAGCACACUAAAGUUUGCAGAAAGAGUUUCUGGAAUCGAGCUGGGAGCAGCACGGAGUAGCAAGGAAGGAACUGGAAGGGAUGUUAAGGAGCUAAUGGACCAGGUGGCAUCUCUGAAGGACACUAUUAGCAAAAGGGACGACGAGAUUGAGAGGCUACAACUACUCAAGGACCUCAAGAACAAUGUGUACAACGGUAUCAACACCGAGAACCGCAACGCAACUUCUCCUAACAAAGAUGUGAAUGGCAGAGUGCCUAGAGUUCAGAAGCCUUCAAGCAGGAAGAGUACAGGAGGAGCCGUGGAGAAAGCUGGUUUUGAUCACGACAACAUAUCUGACCAUAGCAAUAUACAUUCAGAAGCCAACUCGCCGCAAUCGAUGGAAGAUGUGAAGCACCAUAAUGAAGUUAUUCCGCAACAAGACAUAGGUCAGAAUAUUAUUGAAGAUGCUGAGACCUUAGGAUCUGCAGAUGCAGAUUAUGAAGAAAGAAUAAUGGACAUACCUGAUGAUGAUCUUUCUGUUGGAACAGAAAAUGCCGCAACUACAGAAAGUACGAAUUUCACUCAAGCCACAAGACCAGCAGAGAAGUUGGAAAAGCCCAGAUCUGCAUCCACUCUUUCUAGGACCUUGCACAAACAUGCACAAACUGCAUCAACUACACUACCAGGAUCAAAGGAGUCUUCAAGGUUAUCAUCAACAAGUAUGUAUUAGAAAAACUGUAACAGGACUCAAGUCUGGUAGAAGAUGGGCGUAGUUUGAGAGGGAACCAAAUCGAUUCUUUUAUUUUAUUUUUAUUUUAUGUUUUCCACACUUUGUUUUCAAUCUUCAUUGAAAAA
This is a messenger RNA of Momordica charantia (bitter melon), 4413 nucleotides long. RefSeq names its product kinesin-like protein KIN-14P. Lineage: Eukaryota; Viridiplantae; Streptophyta; Magnoliopsida; Cucurbitales; Cucurbitaceae. Gene Ontology annotation, biological process: microtubule-based movement. The record is from RefSeq and is a predicted model, not a curated record. Gene Ontology annotation, molecular function: microtubule binding; microtubule motor activity; ATP binding. Gene Ontology annotation, cellular component: microtubule cytoskeleton.